This is a messenger RNA of Symbiodinium natans, 636 nucleotides long. The record is from the annotation of a GenBank genome assembly. Lineage: Eukaryota; Dinophyceae; Suessiales; Symbiodiniaceae.
AUGGUUAUUCCUCUGGGAGCCGAACCCCCGGCGGCUAUCCCAGAGGUGGUGAAGACCAGGCAUGUCUACGGCUGGUAUUUGGUGCUGCUCCUGCUGGCUGGCCUGGCCAUGGCCCAGGUUGCAGCAGGAGAUGCCUUCGCAGGUCUUAUCUUUCUGAUCAUGGCUGGUUUCGUUAUUUAUUUGGUGCAGGAUGCCUGCAAGCACAUGACAAUGUAUUGCCUAUUCAUGCUGGGAAUAAUGGCCACCUUUCAAUGCUUUUUUGACACGCUGGCACUCAUGAGUGUUUUGGGUGGCCGCGAGACCUCUGUAUCUUCAGUGCAAGGCACUGAGGACAAUGUAACUGUCAUAACAAGAAUCACCGAGCACCCCUUCUUCGAUAAGUCCAUGGGCCAGCAGUACAACACCCAGUCUGGCGUUAUACUGGCAAGCCCACUUGUGAUGUUGCUGUUGGCUUCAAUGUGCUACCUGUCCUACAAUGCCUUCUCAGAAUCUCUCUUCGACCACGACGACGAAGCUGGGCCCAUCUACGAAGGUUGGGGAGCCGGUGCGAGAUAUGGUACCCAAGCAAGCGGGGAGAGGACUCAGCCGCCACCACCCCGGCUGUUCGAGGGCCAUGGACACAGGCUGAGCACGUGA